AAGAGUCUUUCGACGCCAAGUGGCCUUCUUCCUCCUCGCCUCGGUGCCGGCCGCUCGCCGCCGCCGCCGCCGCGCAGGGAGCACGGAAGGAGCGAGUCCCAUCCCUCGCGCGUGAUCCAACGCCGCGCGGCGCCAUGGCUAUUCCGGCCGCCUCGUCAUCCUACUGCCCCUCGUCCCCCGCGACCUUUGCAGCGGCCACCUGGGCGCGCCCCCGGAGGGGACGGAGCCUGUGCCAAGUGGCAGCUGGCGGCCGCCAUGGCCCUACACCCGUCAACUGGAGGGAAACGGCGCUGCAGCCCCGACCAGCCGCCGUCGACAGGAGGAGGUGCGACUGCUUCGAUCUGCAUCAGCAGAUAGUUCCUUUUGCGGAGUCCCAGGCUUGGCAGGAGUCCAUUGUCGCGAGAAGGAAAGGGUUGGCAGGCAGAGGCGAGGAUCACUCGGACACCUUGAUUGCUUUGCAGCACCCACCUGUUUUCACACUGGGCAAUGGCACCACCGAGGAAUGCCUCCAUUUCGACAAGGAAAAUCCUCCCUGCGAUGUUCAUCGCGUUGACCGUGCUGGGAAAGCCACGUACCAUGGCCCCGGACAGCUUGUUAUGUACCCAAUCCUCAAUCUGUGUUAUCACGGAAAGUAUCUUGAUUUAUACCAAAGAUCACUUGAAGAAGUGAUCAUCCGUGCACUGCACUCUGCGUUCUCUAUCAAGGCAUCGAGGGUAGAUGGCCUCACUGGUGUUUGGGUUGGGGAUCAGAAAGUUGCAUCAAUAGGGAUUCAUGUGGUCUUCCCUCGAUAUAUAACUUGUCAGGGCGUCGCACUAAACGUCACAACUGACUUAUCCCCAUUUGAAAUGAUUGUUCCCUGUGGCAUAAAGGGCUGCUGCAUGGGGAGCAUUAAGGAGAUAUUACAAAAGGCAUCUGAUGGAAGAGGAAUUGAUGAAACAUCACUGAUGGAUCAAGCAUAUAAUUCUUUGAUCAAAGAGUUUGCUGAAGUCUUCAAACUCUCUCUAGACCACAGCCCUAAUUGGAGUCUUCAGCAGAGCAAUGAUUUCAACAAACUGAACAGUGUUUUAUUGGAUUUUUGUAGAAGCCAGAAAUCAGUACAAGUUGAUAGCAGAGACAAAAAUUACUUAUGAUAAGCAGAUAACAGAGGCAAACAUUAUUUUCUCAAAGUGUAAGCUCCUUCAAUCGAAUAGUGGCAAAACUAGUGAUCUCUUUGCAUUCAAUUCAAGCUUUUGCUUCACCUGCAAAACAAGCACAGGAGUCAGUCCAGCAAAUUGGUUAGCUGCUGGAUAUUGGACAGGCGAAAAAUUCAGCAAGGUAAUUGACCUUCUUUCGCGGUUGAUGUGGAUCCUUCUGCCUUUGUGUCGACGCCUGGCCAUGAUUUGCAGGUGCAGUGCUUCCCCUUCUCGAUACCGUCAUAGACGGAUGCGACAUGUUUGCCACAGCCAUUCCAGGUGAACUUGCCGCAUCUGCUGCACUCCACCUUGUAGCACAUCUUCGCUUGUUUCAGAUGUAGGACAAGGAGGCUGUUUCAGUUUCUGGAGAUGGUUUCUUCUGUAUCUUCAUCACUUCAGUAUUUAUAGCUUCACCACAUGUCCCUCUUGUUUCUUGUAAAAAUUAGUGCAGCUCAGGUCGGCUGCGUGCCUACCAUAGCGUUCCUCAAAAAAAAAAAUCAGUGUAAUUGGUGAAGGAAACAAAGUGCGGAUGUUGUUCUUCUUGCGUCAUUACUUUGUGGAUGAUAAAACUAAGGUCAUUCCCAUUUUCCCAAUGCGCAUCUUGGUAUA
Panicum virgatum (switchgrass) is the source of this 1781-nucleotide messenger RNA. RefSeq names its product octanoyltransferase LIP2p, chloroplastic-like. Gene Ontology annotation, cellular component: mitochondrion. Gene Ontology annotation, molecular function: lipoyl(octanoyl) transferase activity. The record is from RefSeq and is a predicted model, not a curated record. Lineage: Eukaryota; Viridiplantae; Streptophyta; Magnoliopsida; Poales; Poaceae. Gene Ontology annotation, biological process: protein lipoylation. The coding region runs from base 135 to 1130 and encodes 331 amino acids. The transcript has 4 exons.